ACGUGCACGCGCCUCUUCCUGUUGCAUGGGGAUCGCCAAUCCCGCCUGGCAGUUCAACACGAAGGGCGGACUAUUGGCCGGACACCAACAUUGCCUGCUGGCAGUCCCUUGGUCAUAAGUGCCACAAGGAACAGCAGCAUUGUUUGGCCAAAGACAUGGAUAUAUUGAUUAUGGAUGUCGAAGGAACGAAUGGACGUGAAUGUGGCAAAGAUCAAGACUUUGGGCGGAGGAGUGCUCCAUUCUCAAUGGGCUACAUCCAGUCAAUCAAUAGGAGCAUCAAGCGUUUAACACUCACAGCACAAAGACUUUCGAACUCACCGCACACACCCAUCUCGAGCCAAACAAAGAAAGAAGCUGCUUUGAUAGAGCGUAAAAGGACGCCGUGA
Molecule: messenger RNA, 386 nt
Organism: Paraglomus brasilianum
Lineage: Eukaryota; Fungi; Glomeromycota; Glomeromycetes; Paraglomerales; Paraglomeraceae
Source: the annotation of a GenBank genome assembly